AUGGAAGAGCCAACUUAUGAUCCGAGUCGUCCCAUGCCGGCCCUGGAACUUGUCUAUGUACACAAGAUCGUCAACUGUCCGGGAAAGACAAUCGUUGGCCUGCGCGUGGAUUUUCCCCCAAACGGAUCGACUCCACCCCAUCGACACGGCGGCGCUUCGGUCUCGGCCUACGUCGUUAGCGGCACACUUUUAAACAAGAUGAAUGAGGACCCAAUGAAAGUGAUUCCUGCAGGAGGCUCUUGGUAUGAAGCACCGGGUUGCCAUCACCGCAUCAGUGACAAUGCCAGUUCGACAGAGCCGGCCACACUCAUGGCUGUUAUGAUAUUGGACUCGGAGGUAUACGAGCGCGAUGGGAUGGCAGCGUUGCUUCAGAUUGAUGAGGAGUACAAGCAUAACUAG
Molecule: messenger RNA, 399 nt
Organism: Aspergillus tubingensis
Lineage: Eukaryota; Fungi; Ascomycota; Eurotiomycetes; Eurotiales; Aspergillaceae
Product: cupin domain-containing protein
Exons: 2
Coding region: 1-399 (132 amino acids)
Source: RefSeq, a predicted model, not a curated record